Messenger RNA from Lacerta agilis (Sand lizard), 2217 nucleotides. It is a transcript of the gene FAM43B, whose product is annotated as family with sequence similarity 43 member B. Lineage: Eukaryota; Metazoa; Chordata; Lepidosauria; Squamata; Lacertidae. The transcript has a single exon. The coding region runs from base 213 to 1373 and encodes 386 amino acids. The record is from RefSeq and is a predicted model, not a curated record.
GCUCCAUGGCCGAGCAGGGAUUUGAACCCUGGUCUCGCGGGUCCUAGCCCAAUGUUCCAACCACUGUGCCGCGCUGACUCUUGAAUUAGCCAGCAUCUGCCUAGGCUGAUUCUUCCUGGGAUGUGUACCAGCCCUGCCCCACAGCCGCAAGAGAAGCCUUGCCCCUAGGUAAGGGGUAGCGUGCCUGAGUAGGGACCUCUCUGCUGCCCACCAUGGCUGCCAUGCUGCCCUGGCGCCGGAGCAAGUUUGUCCUAGUGGAGGAGAAUGAGGGCAAAGGGAAGAGCAAAAGCCUGGGUCCCGGCUUGAGCUACACCUCUUUGCUGUCCAACUUUGUCCGCUCCUGCCCAGACCUGUGGCCCGAGUGCCCCCUGGAGCGGCUGGGCAGUGUCUUCCGCAGCAAGCGCCAGAAAGUGGAGCUGAACAAGGAAGACCCCACCUACACCGCCUGGUACCUGGGCAACGCCGUCACCCUGCAGGCGAAAGGCGAGGGCUGCACCGAAGAGGCAGUGGAGAAGAUCUGGGCCAAGAGCGAGUUUGGGAGCCGCAGCACCAAGAUGAAGUUGACCCUCGGCCCCCACGGCAUCCGCAUGAGCCCCUGCGAGAAAGGUCUCCGGCGGCCCAGCCAUGCCUACCUGCUGCACCGCAUCACCUACUGCGUGGCCGACGGGCGGCACCCCAAGGUCUUCGCCUGGGUCUACCGCCACCAGGUCAAGAACAAAGCGGUGGUCUUGCGAUGCCAUGCCGUCCUGCUCUCCAAGGCCGAGAAGGCCCACGCCAUGGCGCUUUUGCUGUACCAGACGUCCCACUCGGCCUUUAACGAGUUCAAGAGGCUCAAGAGGCAAAACGACUCUCGCCACAUCCAGCAGCAGCUCCUGGGCGAAGCCAUCAUCCCCCUGGUGCCCCUACGCAAACUCCUCAACUGCAAAUGCCCCUACAGGCCUCCGGCGGACAGGGGACGGAGCGCCCCCAGGCUGAGCGCCAUCCAGGAGGAGGAGGAGGAGGAGGAAGAGGAGAAAGCGGGCAGGGAGGAAGGGGCCUCGGGUGCCCCUUGCGGCUGCGCAGCCAGCUCUGCAAACGGUAGGACCGGCGCUGACCUGAGUAGCUGUGCCAGGGCUGCUGCCAGCGCUGCCACCGGUGCUAUAGGAGUCCGACUGUCCAUUCGCACCACCUUGGCCGUUGGCACUCCUGACGGCACGGCCCUCGGCCACAACGCUGACACCACUCGGGUUCGCAAGACCGUCAAAAGCAGGGAGAGGCCCGAGGUGCUGACUUUAGCCCACGAGCUGAGGAUCUGCACUUUGAGGGGGCCCCUCCACCGGGAGGACUUGCCGUCCUGGGAGCCCCUCAAAGAGUCGUCUUGCUUGCCUUGUUAAGGAUCCUGCGGGCAUGGGUUUAUUUCGCAGACUCUACUCGUCGGUGAUGGAUUUGAGGGAGUGGGCGUUGGGAACAUGUUGUUUCCUCUGCUGCUUUGUUCCUCGCCGGGCUGCACUUGGUACAUUCAAGGUUGAUAGACGGCACAUGGUAGAAUGGUUAGUCCUUGCCAGGGGAUGAACAUUGUUGACAUGCCGAUUCUACCUAACUGAUGUCUUAUGGCCCGGUUUUCAUUUUGACCGAACCGACCCAUCUGUUCCAGCCAUUUUUAUUCUUCUGCGGACCCCCUGAGGCUUCUCGCUCCCUGCUCAACCUGUGCCAACCUGUUGAACGACUGCCGGACACCCAGCAACCCAACUCUGGGAUCAGGGGGGCUUGAUGGUUCUUACGCAUAGAAGUGAGGUUGUGCAGGCUACAGCAGCUUUUAAUACUUGUUUGAACUGGCAAAGGGGGAAAAUGUACGCCUCAGCAUAGAUAUUUAUUUAUAUGUAAAGAGUGCUCACCCUUUGGAUUUGUACAUGUUUUUGCAUGCUUCCUUCCUCCCCACACCUGGUGAGGGGUAUGUGUGACAUCAUACUGGGCAUCUGAUUUUGGGAACCUGUAUUGGGUUAGGAGGCCAAAUGAGGAACACUUUUGGAAGCAAUCACUCCCCUUCCAACCAACUAAUAUUGGAGCUGUGGGAGUGGAAGUGAGGUUUAAACUUCGGUUUCCAAUUCCAUUACAUUUCUUUUUCACUAGCCUUCUGGGGGCAGGGUACUCUGCCGCCAAAAUAUCCAUUUUUGUGUGUCCAGAAAACCAGCUUCUCUCCUUUGAGUAAGGGCCCAACCCAAUUAGGUUCCCCACUAU